AGGCGCCGCCGAAUCCCGCCGUUCCCCCAGUCAUGGCGGCAGCCGCGGCCGCCUCCGCCGCGGCGUCUUCUUUCCCGUCCUCCUUUCCGCCCCCGUCGCCCACGUCCUGGCCGGAGCCGCUGUACUGCCUGGGGCCGGACCACGCGCGGGAGCGGCUGCAGGACGACGCGGUGAAGACGGUCACCUCCGUGGAGCAGACGAGAGUAGAAGAUAAGAUCGAAGAAGUCUUCAGCGCAUACAGGAUCAACCACCACGUACCAAGGCUCAUUCUGCAGCGAGAAAAGCACUUUCACUAUCUGAAAAGAGGCCUGCGUCAGCUGACCGAUGCCUACGAGUGUCUGGAUGCCAGCCGCCCCUGGCUAUGCUAUUGGAUCCUGCACAGUUUGGAGCUGCUUGAUGAGCCCCUCCCAGAAUCGGUGGCUUCAGACGUGUGCCAGUUCCUGGACCGAUGCCAGAGUCCUAAUGGCGGCUUCGGAGGGGGUCCCGGCCAGCAGCCGCACCUGGCUCCAACGUAUGCAGCAGUCAAUGCGCUCUGCAUUAUCGGCACCCAAGAGGCCUUCGAUAUCAUCGACAGGGAGAAGCUCCUGAGAUAUCUAUACUCCUUGAAGCAGCAGGAUGGCUCUUUUAUCAUGCAUAUUGGAGGCGAGGUGGAUGUCAGAAGUGCUUACUGUGCGGCAUCGGUGGCCUCCCUGACCAACAUCAUUACACCCACACUCUUCGAGGGCACAGCUGAGUGGAUAGCAAGGUGUCAGAACUGGGAAGGUGGAAUUGGUGGCGUGCCAGGGAUGGAAGCCCACGGCGGGUACACGUUCUGUGGGCUAGCGGCAUUGGUCAUCCUGAAGAAGGAGUGCUCUUUAAACCUCAAGUGUUUGCUACAGUGGGUGACGAGCCGACAGAUGCGGUUUGAAGGUGGAUUUCAGGGGCGCUGCAAUAAGCUGGUGGAUGGGUGUUACUCCUUCUGGCAGGCGGGAUUGCUGCCGCUGCUCCAUCGAGCUCUGCAUGCCCAAGGUGAUCCUGCCCUGAGCAUGAGCCGCUGGAUGUUUCAUCAGCAGGCCCUGCAGGAGUACAUUCUCCUCUGCUGCCAGUGUCCUGCAGGAGGGCUUCUGGAUAAACCUGGCAAGUCACGAGACUUCUACCACACCUGCUAUUGCCUGAGCGGCUUGUCCAUAGCCCAGCACUUUGGCAGUGGAGAUAUCCUGCGUGAUGUGGUGUUGGGGGUGCCGGAGAACCGUUUGCAUCCCACUCAUCCCGUGUACAACAUAGGACCGGAUAAAGUGGUCCACGCUGUUAUGCACUUCCUGAAGAAGCCAGUCCCUCACCUUGAGGAGGCGGCGACAGCUACAGCCAAGAACGUUACUGCUGCCAACUAGAAAGCACUAUUUCUCUACCCACUCGUCCCGGAGUUCUGUACUCUCUCCUUAUCUCCCUUUCUCUUCCUCUCUCUCCAUCAUCCUUUCUCUCUCCUUUUGAUAACACAAUGCCUAAGUCUUGGAGAUGUUCCAACCGAUUCUUGAAAGCCUAGGGGCUUGCCCAGUCCAAAACCCUCCAUCCAGUAGUGGUGGGGCCUGGGGGAGCAGUGCACGCUGGGGAGAUAGUUGCCGUCUAUCCUGCCAACACCUCAGCCAGAACUGGUGAUGAGUACAAAUAUUUUGGCAUCUGAUCCAGUUGCUGCUGCGACUAAGUCACCAAAAGGAGAUGCUCGUCCAGCCUGGGGCAGACAGAAGUCCUCUAGGGUCUGUUGAGACAAGUCCCCUGGAAAUCGUGCAUGUGGGAUUCCAGUUAAACCUGGACUGGAGUGUGAUUCUACAGUGCCCCACUACUCUGCUCCACCCUUCCUCUCUCUCUCCCUUUAUCUCUUCCUCUCUCUCUCUCCCCCUCUUCCCCUCUCUGUUUUUCUCGGGUAAGCGGGAGAUAGGCAAGUAGAGAGUGAGGGACCUUGUGGGUAUAACUCAACUGAAAAAAGGCCACAAAGGACCUGGAGCUUGGGCAAUCCUGGUCCUGGGAAGCCAGCUUCAGGUCGAGAGGCCAAAGGAAGAGAGUCACUACUCAUCCCGGGCCUCAAUAGCUCUUCGGUAGCCCUUUGGCUCCUGGAGGGCCAUUGAUGUGGGCCAGCUGGGGGGCCAUCCCAAGGAUAAGAUUUCUUUCCUUAUCCUUGUAUUAACACUACUAAAUAUCUCACCAUAACUGACUCAGGAUUCACCCACUGGCUCCCAGAGACAAAAACUUCCAAACAGGUGGAUGACUCCUACUAAAUCAGGCUAGAAAAUCUUGUCGUUGAGAGAGCCUCUGAUGCAAAGAGAAUCUGAGUUGGUUACCCUCUUGCAUUGAGAGAAGUUUAGUCACCUAGUUUGGGACAAUAUCCAACUCUAACUAGGUUUCUCUGAUUAAGCUGUAUGUGAGACUGAGGAAUAAUUCCAUUGCUAACAUGACAGUGGGAUUCAGAGAAUUACUGACUCGGCUUCUCCGAGUGGAAGCCUGUGUGGACGGUUGGGAGAUGCCCAGUGAGUGUCUUUUGCUUUCAAAUUCAGAACAGUUGUUGCCUCUAGUAGCCUAUUGCUUUGGAUUAAAGAGCUGUGUAUUACUUCUUUUAGGUAAUAAAAAAAGUUCCAUUUUCACCAUGA
Messenger RNA from Ornithorhynchus anatinus (platypus), 2621 nucleotides. RefSeq names its product farnesyltransferase, CAAX box, beta (gene FNTB). Gene Ontology annotation, biological process: protein farnesylation. The transcript is spliced from 12 exons. The record is from RefSeq and is a predicted model, not a curated record. NCBI's taxonomy places the organism in Eukaryota, Metazoa, Chordata, Mammalia, Monotremata, Ornithorhynchidae. Bases 33 to 1370 code for a protein of 445 amino acids. Gene Ontology annotation, cellular component: protein farnesyltransferase complex. Gene Ontology annotation, molecular function: protein farnesyltransferase activity.